AUGCAGGCGUUCUUAGAGUUCUGGAAGGCUCGAGGUCUACUAACUCAGAUUCCUGAAUCUGGUCUGCGAAAUACUGAUUGUUGCUCAUCCACGCCUCCUGUGGGUGUUAUAAAAAUCAUUUGUGACGGGGCAUAUGAGGGCCAUAGUAAAAAUGCUGGUAUUGGCAAAGUCGUACGGGAUUUCCACGGUAUGUUCCUAACUGGAUGGUGUGGAAGCAUUGUUGCAGAUUCUGGUUUCUUGGCCGAACUAAAGGCUGUCAAGAAAGCUCUUGAGUUAAGCUCAUAUUGGCCUGGUGUGGGUUUAAUGUUAGAGGUGGACUGUGAAUCUGUGACGAGGUUUUUAAACUUUGCACCAGCAAUAAUUUAUACUUAUGUGAUUGGGAAUACCAGCCUUUACUUAGAUAUCUGGGAUAUUUUGGUGUCUUUGAGCUGUGUUACUUUCUCUCUCACUCGCCGUGGUGAGAACCUGGCUGCUAAUUGUUUAGCAGGUUUAGCUUCAAGGGAGCUGGAAUCAGUUGGUUCGGUGUUCACACCACGCCCUCCUUUAGCACUUGUUUUGCUCCAGGACUCCAUGAAUGUGCCAUUGUCUACUUCUGGCCAGUAUUCAGUAGCAACAGAUCGCGAGGGCAUUUGCAGCAGCUUUCUCUUUUAG
This is a messenger RNA of Prosopis cineraria, 651 nucleotides long. RefSeq lists its product as uncharacterized. The record is from RefSeq and is a predicted model, not a curated record. The transcript has a single exon. The coding region runs from base 1 to 651 and encodes 216 amino acids. Gene Ontology annotation, molecular function: RNA-DNA hybrid ribonuclease activity; nucleic acid binding. NCBI's taxonomy places the organism in Eukaryota, Viridiplantae, Streptophyta, Magnoliopsida, Fabales, Fabaceae.